AUGCUGCGGCGGGUUUUGGGGGGCCGGCGACGGGGGGCUCUGCCCCCCCAUCCCCCUGCCCGGGCCGCCGCCGACCAGACCCCGCCUGACCUGGCCCGGGAGCGCUCCAAAGCCGUCACCUCCUUCUACCACCAGCCUGCCAUCGAUGUCGCCGCCGAGAAGCCUUCGGUGCGUUUGACCCCCACCACCAUGUUGUACUCGGGGCGCUCGCAGGACGGCAGCCACAUACUGAAGAGCGCCCGCUAUCUCCAGCAAGAGCUGCCGGUGCGCAUCGCCCACCGCAUCAAGGGCUUCCGCAGCCUCCCCUUCAUCAUCGGCUGCAACCCCACCAUCCUCCACGUGCACGAGCUGUACAUCCGUGCCUUCCAGAAGCUCAGCGAUUUCCCGCCUAUCCAGGCGCAGGGCGACGAGGCGCGCUACUGCGCGCUGUUGCGGCAGCUGCUGGAGGACCACAAGGACGUAGUGACGCUGUUGGCCGAGGGCUUGCGUGAAUGUCGACGACACAUCCAGGACGAGCGGCUGCUGCGACCCUUCCUGGACAAGACGCUGACGUCGCGGCUGGGGAUGCGGAUGUUGGCUGCGCAUCACCUGGCCCUGCACGAGGACAAGCCCGACUUCGUGGGCAUCAUCUGCACCCGCCUCUCCCCCAAAAAGCUCAUCGAGAAGUGGGUCGACUUCGCCCGGCGGCUGUGCGAGCACCAGUACGGGAACGCGCCGCGGGUUCGCAUCAACGGGCACGUGGCGGCGCGGUUCCCCUUCAUCCCCCUGCCCCUCGACUACGUCUUGCCCGAGCUGCUCAAGAACGCCAUGAGGGCGACGAUGGAGUCCCACCUCGACACCCCCUACAACGUCCCCGACAUCGUGGUGACCAUCGCCAACAACGACAUUGACCUCGUCAUCCGGAUCUCUGACCGCGGCGGUGGCAUCCCCCACGAUCUCCUGGACAAGGUGACCGAGUAUCACUUCAGCACGGCCGAGGCCAGCGCCCAGGACCCUCGCUUGGGAGGUCCCUUCCGCAACCUCCUGGACCUCAGCAACAGCGGCCAAGCCGGCCCCAUGCACGGGUUCGGAUUCGGGUUGCCCACCUCGCGGGCCUACGCCGAGUAUUUGGGGGGCUCGCUCUGCCUGCAGUCGCUGCAGGGGGUGGGCACCGACGUCUACUUGCGCCUCCGCCACAUCGACGGAAAGGGGGAGAGCUUCCGAAUCUAGGGGGGGGGGACGGCGGCCCGGACGCCUGGGUUCCCGCUGCCCCACCACCCCAGACGCCUGGGUCCCAGAGACCCCCCGUGUUGGACGUUCAUCAUCGCGGAGGUCAAAGUGGACCUGGAGAACCCCCCCGUGUUGGACGUUCAUCAUCGUGGAGGUCAAAGUGGACCUGGAGAACCCCCCCGUGUUGGACGUUCAUCAUCGUGGAGGUCAACGUGCUCCUGGAGAGCCCCCCCCGUGUUGGACGUUCAUCAUCGCGGAGGUCAACGUGCUCCUGGAGAACCCCCCCGUGUUGGACGUUCAUCAUCGCGGAGGUCAAAGUGGACCUGGAGAACCCCCCCACGUUGGACGUUCAUCAUCGCGGAGGUCAAAGCGCUCCUGGAGAACCCCCCCACGUUGGACGUUCAUCAUCGUGGAGGUCAAAGCGCUCCUGGAGAACCCCCCCGCGUUGGAUGUUCAUCAUCGUGGAGGUCAAAGUGGACCUGGAGAACCCCCCCGUGUUGGACGUUCAUCAUCAUGGAGGUCAAAGCGCUCC
This is a messenger RNA of Harpia harpyja (harpy eagle), 1741 nucleotides long. RefSeq names its product branched chain keto acid dehydrogenase kinase (gene BCKDK). Gene Ontology annotation, biological process: regulation of glucose metabolic process; protein phosphorylation. Lineage: Eukaryota; Metazoa; Chordata; Aves; Accipitriformes; Accipitridae. Gene Ontology annotation, cellular component: mitochondrion. Gene Ontology annotation, molecular function: pyruvate dehydrogenase (acetyl-transferring) kinase activity. The record is from RefSeq and is a predicted model, not a curated record.